AUGGCAAAAGUUGUAGCGCUUGUGGCCUAUGCCCUCUGCCUCUUGGCCCUGUCUGGAUUCGCCAGUGCCGCCGACAACAAAAAAGACAGCAAGUUCACCAUUGAAGGCAAGGUUUACUGUGACCCAUGCCGCGUUCAAUUUGUCACCAAAUUGAGUCAAUUCCUUGAAGGUGCGGAUGUGGUCCUGCUUUGCAAAAAUGUGGAGACCGGAAACGUGACAUACUCCGUUAACGGAAAAUCUGGCAAAGAUGGGAGCUACACUCUAAAAGCAGAAGGAGAUCAUGGUAACGAUGUUUGUGAGGUGAAGGUGGCAACAAGCCCCCAACCUGACACCUGUGGUGAAGCCAUGGAUGAAACGGCCCUGGUCACCCUCACCGAUAUCGAGUCAAACAGCGAUAUUCGCUACGCUAACUACAUCGGCUUCAUGAAGAAGGACCCCGAUGCUGAGUGCACCAAAGUGCUCGAGGAGUUGGGUAUCUACCCUAAUGAUCCUGAUGAGGAUGUCGCUGCUCAAGACCCACCUCCUAAUGAAGGAUCUGCUCCUGUAAUACCUGCUCCUGAAGGAUCUGUUCUUGAAGAACUUGCACUACCUGAGGAUUAA
Molecule: messenger RNA, 600 nt
Organism: Cornus florida
Lineage: Eukaryota; Viridiplantae; Streptophyta; Magnoliopsida; Cornales; Cornaceae
Product: anther-specific protein LAT52-like
Exons: 2
Coding region: 1-600 (199 amino acids)
Source: RefSeq, a predicted model, not a curated record